This is a messenger RNA of Argentina anserina (silverweed cinquefoil), 1622 nucleotides long. Its product is annotated as probable WRKY transcription factor 53. Gene Ontology annotation, cellular component: nucleus. NCBI's taxonomy places the organism in Eukaryota, Viridiplantae, Streptophyta, Magnoliopsida, Rosales, Rosaceae. The transcript is spliced from 3 exons. Bases 351 to 1430 code for a protein of 359 amino acids. Gene Ontology annotation, biological process: regulation of DNA-templated transcription. The record is from RefSeq and is a predicted model, not a curated record. Gene Ontology annotation, molecular function: transcription cis-regulatory region binding; DNA-binding transcription factor activity.
AAAUACAAGUCCCUCACUCCAUCUAUUCUCUCUCUGCUUCUGCAGCUAGCUUCACAUACUCAACACCCUUCUUCUGUUCUCUGUCCAAGUUCCUUGCUCUACAGAAUCAAUAUAAUUCCAUGUGCGUAGCUUCUUGCUCUAAACAACAAUCUGGGUCUUCGACAUCUCGUUGGCUUCUUCAACUCUUGCUGCAAAGUUUGAAGCUUUUGCUUCUCCAAAAUCUGAUAUAUCCAGUGUGAUGAAGAUGUGCUGAUAUUAUAUCUAAAUAGUGCUGUUUCAGACAAGUACCCAGUAAAGCUCUUGUGUUAUAUUUCGCGGCGCAGUUCUUGUUGAGACUUGAAGUUGCAGAAAUGGAUACAGCUAGUAAGAGCUGGGAGCAGAAGUCACUGGUGGGGGAGAUCAUUCAAGGGAUGGAGUUAGCACAACAGUUGAGGCUGAGUCUGAAUGCAACAUCAGCUUCAUCAGAAAACAGGGAAUUCUUGGUGCAGAGGAUAUUGAGCUCAUAUGAAAAGGCCCUCUUGCUAUUGCAAUCGAGUGGCUCGCCUCAGACAUCUCAUGUGGACAUAAAAUCCACCGUGAUUCAGGAGUCUCGUAUGUCUGCCAAUACUAGUCCUUGUGGUGAUGACUAUAAACACAUGAGUUUCAAUGAUCAUCAGGAUCUGCAAGAAAUUUCCAAAAAGAGAAAGAGCAUCGCCAAAUGGACUGACCAUGUCAUAAGGAUUAGCUCCGAGAAUGGGAUUGAAGGACCUCAUGAAGAUGGCCAAAGCUGGAGAAAAUAUGGGCAGAAAGAUAUUCUAGGAGCCAAAUAUCCUAGAAGCUAUUACAGAUGCACCUUCAGGAACACACAGAACUGCUGGGCUACAAAGCAAGUGCAGAGAUCAGAUCAAGACCCAACCACAUUUGAAAUCACAUACAAAGGAAAGCAUACCUGCUCUACUGGCAGCAAUUCAGUUCCACCACCACCAUCACCAGAACAGGUUGAGCAAAAAAGACACAAGCGUGAGAACAUUUCUGAACCACAGCAGUCUCAAGUGGGGCAAAUGAGCUUUCCAAUUAAUCUGAGAGUCGAUACUGAGAAUUUGGAAGACAGAGAUAUGAUGGAAUCUCCAUGUCCUAUUACUUCGACUUCGUUUGGAUGCACAAUGAGUGGAGAUGACUUCCUAUCUUCGAUGUUUGAUAAUAAUAGUUUCUUUGGAAACUUCUCUCAACCUAUGCUAUCUCCAGUCACAGGAACUGAUUACUACUUGGCACCACCAAGCCAAAUGAGAAACGUUGCAGUAAAUGAGCAGAUUUCAGAAUCUGAUCUCACUGAGAUAAUCUCUGCCACCAAUUCCUCAACCAAUUCUCCAAUUCCAGACAUGGAUUUCCCUCUGGAUCUAGGGGAACUCGACCCCAAUUUCCAAUUUGACACUCCAGGUUUUUUUUUAUAAUUCUACUUGGGUUUGAGGAUAAAAAUAAGUAGCAUUUAGGUUGCUGCUAGAUUGUUAGAAGUCUUUGAUCAACCAUGUAUUAUAGGAAGGGAAGAAGACUUGUAAAACAUGAGUUCUUUUUUCCUGAUGUUGGCCAAGGGUAGGAUUCAUUAUUAUAACAAGUUUUCCAAGUACUUUUCUCUUUAAUUCGAA